AUGGCAAGAUUCACAGCUUUGCAGGAGUGCGGGGCGAGGCAGCCUCAGAUCGACCAACAUCGCGCCACUGUUGACGAAGAGCAGCUGCUCGUCGUCGCCCUUCUCAACUCGCUGCUAUUCAUCAGCAGGUCUGACGCGCCCAUGGGGAUGUGGGUGAAACUGGUGCGUUACCUGGCGGAGAAGGGCGUGCCGGGCUUCCCGAAGAAGGGGUACAGCACCUAUUACACCACGGAGACACUGGCGGCUAGAACAGCCACCAAGAAGAUUCCCGCAUUCAACGUUAUUGACACGGUUAUUUGCACCGUGCUUGAGUAUGCCAGCGUGCAUGCGCAGAUCAAGCACACAACGUCCCACAUCGAGAGCCGCUACAUUGAUUGCAAUGACGACUUUGGUGGUGGCGUCAGCGAUCUGCUGUCCCCCUUCAUCGCGCGCCAUGGGCCGGGAGGAAACCGGGAGGUGACUGUCGAGGGUGUUGACUCGGACGUCCGACCUGCACGCUUCACCUUCAGGCUGCAUGAGGAUGAGCUGGAGGAGUUCGAUGGGCCUGGGACGCACGAUGGCUGCAUGGACGUCUGCACGGAGUUCGCCGAGCUGAUCGUCCACCAACUGCUGCAUCGGCUUGGUGACCAGGAUGGGAUGUCUAAGGCAAAGCUUUUCGCCCUCGACGAGUAUCCGCUGGACCGAGGAGAGAGGAACCGCAGGUGCCAUGAGUGGCUAGAGUCGCUUGUGACUCUGUUCAAGGCCGACCUGAUCGAGGAGAUCCUACCAGGAAUCACAAGCGUCGUGCAGUGA
Messenger RNA from Closterium sp. Naga37s-1, 792 nucleotides. The record is from the annotation of a GenBank genome assembly. Lineage: Eukaryota; Viridiplantae; Streptophyta; Zygnematophyceae; Desmidiales; Closteriaceae.